AUGAUGGAUGAUUCCUUCAUAGCGACGGUCUUGGCGGGAUGUGGCGGCUCCUCUCAGGUCCUGUUUAACGGGGUGGAGGACUUCUACGUUCCUGGAGGAGAUGUAACUUGCCGGUACAGCUUCACCCGGCAGUUCAACCCUCGCCACAGUGACUGGAUUGGCAUCUUUAAAGUGGGGUGGGAGACAAUUAAGGACUACUACACAUACAUGUGGGUUCCCAUGCCCAGUCCCGAGGAAUUAACCACGCAGCAGGAGGUACUAUUCAAAGCUUAUUAUCUGCCCAAGGAUGGUGAGAAUUACCAGUUCUGCUACGUGGAUGAAGAUGGCAAGGUUCAGGGAGCAAGUACCCCUUUCCAAUUCUGUUCAAAAAGUGAGGAAGACAUGCUGAUUGUUACCACUCAGGAUAAGGUGGAAGAGAUGGAGCAGCGCACUGCGGAGCUUCUCCGUGAAAACCAGGAGCUGAAGGAGAACUGCACCAACCUCCAUCAGCAGAACACAGAUGUGCAGGCAAAGCUGCAGAGGAAGCAGGAUAAGGUGGAAAAGAUCGGGCAGCUCGCUAAGGAGCUUCUCCUAGUAAACCAGAAGCUGAAGGAGAACUGCACCAGCCUCUGCCAGCAGAAGUCAGAUGCGAAGGCAGAGCUGCGGAGGGAGCAGGGAAAGGUGGAAAAGAUCGGGCAGCUCGCUAAGGAGCUUCUCCUAGUAAACCAGAAGCUGAAGGAGAACUGCACCAGCCUCUGCCAGCAGAAGUCAGAUGCAAAGGCAGAGCUGCAGAAGGAGCAGGUACAGAUGCUGGCCAGAGGUGAACUUGGGAUCAGGCACAUUAGGAUGCAGUGUCUGACCCAGUGCUAA
Alexandromys fortis (reed vole) is the source of this 849-nucleotide messenger RNA. Its product is annotated as calcium-binding and coiled-coil domain-containing protein 2. The transcript is spliced from 6 exons. The coding region runs from base 1 to 849 and encodes 282 amino acids. Gene Ontology annotation, biological process: xenophagy; positive regulation of autophagosome maturation. Lineage: Eukaryota; Metazoa; Chordata; Mammalia; Rodentia; Cricetidae. The record is from RefSeq and is a predicted model, not a curated record. Gene Ontology annotation, cellular component: PML body; autophagosome.